Messenger RNA from Gossypium raimondii (Peruvian cotton), 764 nucleotides. Its product is annotated as 54S ribosomal protein L37, mitochondrial. Gene Ontology annotation, cellular component: mitochondrial large ribosomal subunit. Gene Ontology annotation, molecular function: structural constituent of ribosome. The record is from RefSeq and is a predicted model, not a curated record. The transcript has 2 exons. The coding region runs from base 179 to 574 and encodes 131 amino acids. Lineage: Eukaryota; Viridiplantae; Streptophyta; Magnoliopsida; Malvales; Malvaceae.
UGAACCCAAAUAAACUCCCAGUCUCACGGUCCAGUCCAAUAAGCAAACCAGAAUUCUUCUUCGUCUUCAAGCUCUCAUUUUAGCUUCGUCUCAGAAACCCUAAAUCCCUUAAUUUCAUUCCGGAAAAGGGCGGCUCAAGAGUUCAUCUUUACAACUUCUAGAGAAAGGGAUUAAAAUCAUGGCAUUAAAUCAGAUGAGAUCAUUAAAAAGUGUCAUCAUUGCCAAGAAUGCAGUUGGCGUGGGACAACGAACAUUUGCUGCUGGGGCUGGCAAAGCCAAGAAGGGCUCUAAAGGUGCAGCCAGUGAUGCACCAAAAGGAUCAACACUCAGCAAAGAAGUCAAAUCCACAACAGUGGUUGGUGCAAAUAUACUCAAGGAUGGAGCAGAUCCAAAGAUAUUCCUGGAUUCUGAGUACCCUGAUUGGCUGUGGCAUCUGCUGGAUAAACGUCCAGCAUUGAGUGAGCUAAGGAGGAAAGACAUUGAAACACUCCCAUAUGAAGAUCUUAAACGAUUUGUCAAGUUGGACAACCGAGCUCGGAUAAAAGAAAACAAUUCUGUCAAGGCCAAAAACUGAUAGUAGUAUAGAAACACUUUCUAUUAAGCAUUAGUUCUUUGGCAAGAAUGAUUCAUCUGUUCUUCUGGGAUUCCCUUUGUUGAUUGAUUUACAUUGUGUAAUGAUGGAACGGGAAUGAAGUAAAGAAGCACGGAGGAUUUUGAGGAUUUAUUUAUCUCCAAAUAAAGCUUUGUAACUUUGUUUGGCUUUC